Molecule: messenger RNA, 3170 nt
Organism: Molossus molossus (Pallas's mastiff bat)
Lineage: Eukaryota; Metazoa; Chordata; Mammalia; Chiroptera; Molossidae
Gene: SEC24D
Product: SEC24 homolog D, COPII coat complex component
Exons: 23
Coding region: 78-3170 (1030 amino acids)
Biological process (GO): intracellular protein transport; COPII-coated vesicle cargo loading; endoplasmic reticulum to Golgi vesicle-mediated transport
Cellular component (GO): endoplasmic reticulum exit site; COPII vesicle coat
Molecular function (GO): SNARE binding; zinc ion binding
Source: RefSeq, a predicted model, not a curated record
GGAGCCGGGCAGCGGUCGCAGGGCCGGCAGCGGCAGGGUCCUUCUGUAGAACUUUCUCUUGGAAUGAUAUUUUCAUAAUGAGUCAACAAGGUUACGUGGCGACACCCCCCUAUUCUCAGUCCCAGUCUGGCAUGGGCCUUUCUUCGCCGCAUUACGGCCACUACGGAGACCCCGCUCACACGGCUGCUCCACCAGGUAUGAUGAAGCCAGCAGGGCCUUUGGGGGCUGUGCCCGGGGGCAUGUUGCCUCAGGGCCCCCCACCUCCUGGGCCCCAUCAGUUUGGCCCGAAUGGAUCUCACGCGCAGGGCCAUCCUCCCCAGAGAUUUCCAGGUCCUCCACCUGCCAACAGUGCGGCGCCCUCCUAUGCUCCAUAUCCCCCUGCCACACAGUCGUCGUAUCCAAGUCCCAUGCCCACUGCAUCCAUCUCCCAGCUGGGCAGUCAGCUCGACGCCAUGCACGUCAACAGCUAUGGUUCGGGCGUGGCUCCCCCUGGCCAGGGGCCCCCGGGUUCCCUGUCGGCACCCUCGUGCCAAGGCCCCCCACGACCGCCACAGCCAUCCAUUUUGCAGCCUGGGUCUCAGGUCCUCCCGCCACCACCCACUGCACUGAAUGGCCCUGGUGCACCACCCUUGCCCCCAGCACACAGGCAGGAUGGGCUUCCCGGUCCGGCUCCUUUGAAUGCCCAGCUGCAGCCCCCGCCUCUUCCGGGACAGACCCUGGGCACCGGAUACCCCCUGCAGCAGGGCAGCUAUGGGCCGCAGAUGCCAGGAGGGCAGCUCGCAUACCCAGGAGGCUUCCCUGGAGGGCCUGCGCAGAUGGCAGGGCCCGCGCAGCCCCCGCGGAGGCUGGAUCCGGACUCUGUGCCCAGCCCAAUCCAGGUGAUUGAGAGUGACCGGGCCGCCAGAGGGGGCCAGCUGUACUCCACCAGCGCCAGAGGCCAGGUCCCUCCCCUGGUCACCACAGACUGCGUGAUACAUGAUCAAGGCAACGCCAGUCCUCGCUACAUCCGCUGCACCACCUACUGCUUCCCGUGCACGGCAGACAUGGCCAAGCAGGCCCAGGUCCCCUUAGCUGCUGUCAUCAUGCCCUUCGCCACGGUCCCUUCGAGCGAGACGCCCCUGUACCUGGUGAACCACGGAGAGACGGGGCCGGUCCGGUGCAACCGCUGCAAAGCCUACAUGUGCCCGUUCAUGCAGUUCAUCGAGGGCGGGCGGCGCUUCCAGUGCGGGUUCUGCAGCUGCGUGAACGAGGUCCCACCGUUCUAUUUCCAACACCUGGACCAUGUGGGCAGAAGGCUGGACCACAGCGAGAAGCCGGAGCUGUCUCUGGGGUCUUACGAGUACGUUGCCACUUUGGAUUACUGCAGGAAGAACACGCCGCCCAACCCUCCGGCCUUCAUCUUCAUGAUCGACGUCUCCUACAGUAACAUCAAGAGCGGGCUCGUGCGGCUCAUCUGCGAGGAGCUGAAGACCGUGUUGGAGCGGCUGCCCAGGGAAGAGCAAGAAGAGACUUCCGCGGUCCGAGUCGGCUUCAUCACCUAUAACAAAGUUCUCCAUUUCUUUAAUGUCAAGAGCAACCUGGCGCAGCCGCAGAUGAUGGUGGUGACCGACGUCAGCGAGGUCUUCGUGCCUUUGUUGGACGGUUUUCUGGUCAACUAUCAAGAGUCCCAAGCUGUGAUUCACAAUUUGCUGGACCAGAUUCCGGAGAUGUUCGCCGACUCCAGCGAGAACGAGACCGUCUUUGCUCCUGUCGUCCAGGCCGGCAUGGAGGCCCUGAAGGCCGCAGACUGUCCCGGGAAGCUGUUCAUCUUCCACUCCUCCUUGCCCACGGCGGAAGCCCCCGGGAAGCUCCGAAACAGGGAGGACAAGAAGCUGAUCAACACGGACAAAGAGAAGACCCUCUUCCAGCCCCAGACCAGUGUCUACGACUCUCUGGCCAGGGACUGUGUGGCCCACGGCUGCUGUGUGACGCUCUUCCUCUUUCCCAGCCAGUACGUGGACGUGGCCUCCUUGGGCCUGGUGCCUCAGCUCACGGGAGGCACCCUUUACAAGUACAACAAUUUCCAGGUGCACUUGGACAGCCAGCAGUUUCUGAAUGACCUCAGAAAUGAUAUUGAAAAGAAAAUAGGAUUUGAUGCUAUCAUGAGGGUCCGUACCAGCACAGGUUUCAGAGCGACGGACUUCUUCGGCGGGAUUGUCAUGAACAACACCACCGACGUGGAGAUGGCGGCCAUCGACUGCGACAAGGCGGUGACGGUGGAGUUCAAGCACGAUGACAAGCUCGGGGAAGACAGCGGGGCCUUGAUCCAGUGCGCCGUGCUCUACACCACUGUCGGGGGGCAGCGGAGACUCCGCAUUCACAACCUGGCCCUGAGCUGCAGCUCCCAGCUCGCCGACCUCUACAAGAGCUGCGAGACAGAUGCCCUCGUCAACUUCUUCGCCAAGUCAGCUUUUAAGGCUGUUCUGCACCAGCCCUUGAAGCUCAUCCGGGAGAUUCUGGUGAACCAGACGUCCCACAUGCUGGCCUGCUACCGGAAGAACUGCGCGAGCCCGUCCGCCGCCAGCCAGCUCAUUUUGCCGGACUCCAUGAAGGUGCUGCCCGUGUACAUGAACUCUUUGCUGAAGAACAGCGUCCUGCUCAGCCGGCCCGAGAUCCCGAUGGACGAGCGGGCGUACCAGAGGCAGCUGGUCAUGACCAUGGGCGUGGCCGACUCGCAGCUCUUCUUCUACCCACAGCUCCUGCCCAUACACACAGUAGAUGUCAAGAGCACAGCAAUACCUGCCGCCGUCCGCUGCUCCGAGUCCCGUCUCUCGGAAGAAGGCAUCUUCCUCCUCGCUAACGGUCUGAACAUGUUCCUGUGGCUGGGAGUCAGCAGCCCGCCAGAACUCAUCCAGGGCAUAUUCAAUGUGCCGUCUUUGGCACAUGUCAGCGCGGACAUGACGGUGCUGCCUGAGUUGGGGAGCCCGUACUCUCAGACCCUCAGGAUGAUCAUGGGGAUUGUCCAGCACAAGAGGCCAUACUCGAUGAAGCUCGUGAUUGUGAAGCAGCGAGAACAGCCAGAGAUGGUCUUCCGGCAGCUGCUGGUGGAGGACAAGGGGCUGGACGGGGGGCCGUCCUACGUGGACUUCCUGUGCUGCGUGCACAAGGCAGUCUGCCAGCUGCUGAACUGA